Saccostrea cuccullata (small rock oyster) is the source of this 3467-nucleotide messenger RNA. RefSeq lists its product as uncharacterized. The record is from RefSeq and is a predicted model, not a curated record. Bases 289 to 2322 code for a protein of 677 amino acids. Lineage: Eukaryota; Metazoa; Mollusca; Bivalvia; Ostreida; Ostreidae. The transcript is spliced from 9 exons.
GGAAGUGAGUGCACAUUAGUGACAACAAGUGGCCAAUAAAUUUUCUCUCUUAAUGUAUUUAAGUCUGCAAAGUAAAUUUCUCAUUGUGCUAUUGGAUUAAAUCCCAUUACUUUGUUCUGUUCUAAGAGAUUUGAGCAAAUUAAACAAACAUCCAGUGGGAACAUUUUAAUCCGUCUACUCGUCACUUGGUGCUGGCAAAAGUUUAUGUACAAAGUAACUUGAUGAGUUGUGGUGUCUUCCAGUAGUGACAGGACCUCAUAGGAAGCGGUUACCACAUCAGACACCACCAUGACACAGCGGUAUCUAGCGGCCCUGGACUACGCCGAUUACAAUGCCAGACAGAUUCUCCGCAAACAUGCAAAGAAGCGCCCUCUGGGAGAGAUUGAACUUCGACACCGAUACACUCCAGCUCAGCCCGUUUUGUCCUGUCGGACGGUCAACAUUGACGUCAGCGGAACACGGACAUACCGACCCAGAUCCACCACAGACAUAAUACAGGAACAGCAUCAACUCAUUCACUCACUGUACACUAAAAGAUCUGUUGCAUCAGCACCCCCAAGACGAAGCCUUCCAACUCAAAACAGCAAUAGAAAAGUCCAGAGAAUAAAUAUUCAGGUAACUGGUCAGCCAUUGUCAGCUCAGUCCCAGAAUCAACUUCCACUCAGAAAAAAGUCCAUCACAAAAAAGCCCAAACCCAAUGGCAGGGCCAAGAGUGCUCCCUCUUACAAAGUAGUGCGAUGGAGUGAUGACCAUGACCUACUGAUGACGAGUCGAUCGACAAAGGCCUUAACAUCUGAAAUCCACCAGCAAUGGCAGCCAGAGAAUCAUGACCUCAGCUCUGGGGUCUUUGUCCGGGGACAGAGUAAAGCAGAGGCCCCUAAUAGCCUUGACACAUGGCUAACUUUUGGGGGAUCUGCACUUGCAGGAGAAACUCCUGGGGGAAUAAUUGAUGCCUUUGCACAAUUCAAGGAUAGUGGAGAUUUUUACAGUGUAGAGGGGGGAGUGGGGAGUAGAAUUGCCCAACAACUACAGAAAGGGGACCGAGUCAGAAUAGGAAUUAAUGGCCGCCCCCAGACUCAUCAUCUGAGACUCAAACAGAGAUGUCUUAGUGAGGAAGUAAUUGAAGAAGAACCACAGACUCAAAUGGAUAGAAAGCCAGUUGUUCCUUUGUGUUGGAAUGACCAAAUAAAUCAACCUACUGCAAAAGUUAUUUCCCCUAGAUCACGGAACAAUGAUCAACCUAGACCUAAUCUUUGUGAAACUCAUCCUGUAAUAUUUAGUCAUCCGGAAGAAAAUAAAACCCGUCCUAAGCUGGCCUCCCCCUCUCACGAGGGUUACAAAGUCCGACAACGACCCAAAUCAGGACCAGGUCUGGAUGGCCAUGAUCAGCAAAAUAAAAUCGUAGUUCUAUCCAUCGACCCCAGUGACGACGAGGACCGCCUCCAAUCCCUGACAGUGGACGACGUGCUCAAACAUUCCAUCAGUGCCAAAAACACUCCCAGACAGGAGGGCUCCAAAAAGGAGUCUCCCACAGAAAACAGUGAUUCUCCCCCGUUAGAUUCUGUGUCUGAACCCGAUGACAUUGAUCGCAGUCAAAGUAAGACUAGUGGAGCUGAAUCUCAUGUGAGCAGCAAUAGUGAACCAUCAAAGACUCCCAAAUUCAAAGCUGUUACCCCCUCUUUUACAAUGCAGCCAUAUGCGGUUGCUGACCUUUCGGUAGGGCCACCUUCUGGUUCAUUUGUAAGAUCUCAAAGUGAAUUAAGUGCUAGAUCUGUAGCCUCUAGUCGGGCGGGAAGUGAUAGGUCUCUGAGUAGGAACAGUGAUAGAGCUAGUGCAAAACACAUGUAUAAACCAGGCUCCAGUAAACCAAUCAGGGUCAGCAGCCCUGCCUCAUUUGCUGUGUAUGGAACAAAAGGAGAAACGGAAUUCAUUCAGAUUUCCACACAGAUCAGAAAUCCUAAUCCAAGAGAAAACUCUGUCAACAAGAAUUCGGAGGGAUUCAUUACACAGACAGCUAGCGAGGAGGCCAUACGUCAGGUGACAAAGCAGAAUAAAGCUGAGGAGAGAACCACGCCUCGAGUAACCCCCGCCCCGGCGUCCUCCCCUGAGCCCUCAGAACAGCUCUCCGCCGCCGCUACUCAGGUGGCCAUUAAUAUACCUACAGCAGAAGACUUUUCUGAUCGGGACUCCAUGAUGACAUCACCCUGGCCUACCAAUCGUCAUGACAACAAAGAUGUGGAGAGGAUAACGACUCUGAUGGAAGAUACUGCAGUGGAACGAGAAACUUCUCAGAAAUCAGUCAAGUUCAAAGUUGAUAAAUAAAAUCCACUGUCUAGACUGUAAAUUUAUUUUGAUCUUUGUCUGAUCAGGGACAUUUUAAACUUGAUAUCAAAUUUGAAGCCAUCCAAUCGAUAUUCAUACAAUAAUCAUAUUGUAUAUGAAAUCUUUUUGCUCACAAAUCUGAAUUUAUCUCCCUUUGAGGAGCGCAUUGUACUUUACUUAAUUUUUUGGAAUAUACAUUUAUAUAUUUUUAAAGAUGUGAUUCUUGAAUUUUUUUUUCAAUUAUCUAUGCAGAAAGGUACCAUUUAAAUAAUUUCCUUUGUGUGUGUUGUGAAGUCUAAAUAAUCAGGGAUACAUGUUGUCAAACUGUCCUGUUAGGUAGUGUUUUAAAGUUGUUGAUUUGUCCUGAACAAUUAAUGACCCUUAGUUUGCAUUUGUCAAUCCUUAAUUAGCUGAAGUGGGUUCAUCUUAAUUAGCAAGCUUUAUAAAAUAUGCAGAUAAAUGUGAAAGGUAUAACAAAACAUUCAUUGACUGGGUUGUUGGAGAGAAAGUGUUUUUCUAAAUCGCUUCAAAUCAAAUGCUGCCUUAAUGGCCUCACACAAAUAGCAGUUUGGUUUUUGGUCAUACAAAACAUCUUGCUCUUCAACACCAUUAAAUAUGUGUAUAGUAUUAGACAGAAUUAAAUAUUUUUAACUCCCCCCCCCCCCCCCGAUAGUUUCUCAAUCUGCCUGUACUUGGAAACUAAAAUAAUCAAUUAUGAAAGAAGUAGAUUGAAUGUUAAAUAAAGAUUAAGAAUAAUUAAUAUUUCCUUUUAAUAUUGUCUGUUUUUCUAAAUGUAUUCAGUAAUUCUCCAUAAUAUGGUGCCAAAUAAUCAGUAUCUAACAUACUUUACAUUUCCGAUUUCAUAAAUGCAUGCAUGUCCUGCAUGGGCAAUCACUCCUUGCUAAGUAUGUUUGUGAUAUGGGAAUUUUUUUUCUCGCAUGUUAAAAAUUGUUCUUAACAUAUUAAAUGUGUAUUUCCAAUUUUGUAUUUUUAUACAUUUUGUAAAACUUAUUGAAUAAAUUUUUAUAGAUAUUUAUGCAUGCUCUGCUUGGGAUUUUGAAAAAAAAUUGUAGUUUUUGUUUCAUCUCUGUAUUUGGGUGAUCUUUGGUCUUAGUUCUGUACACAUUUGUUGUUUGUACUUUAAU